Zingiber officinale is the source of this 2176-nucleotide messenger RNA. Its product is annotated as probable galacturonosyltransferase 10. The record is from RefSeq and is a predicted model, not a curated record. Gene Ontology annotation, molecular function: polygalacturonate 4-alpha-galacturonosyltransferase activity. NCBI's taxonomy places the organism in Eukaryota, Viridiplantae, Streptophyta, Magnoliopsida, Zingiberales, Zingiberaceae. Bases 259 to 1866 code for a protein of 535 amino acids. The transcript has 2 exons.
GCCGAGUCUUAACUGAAAGUUUGCUGGGACAAACGAUCUGGAGGAGAUUGGCACUCGCUCAGCCUGGAGUCUCCUGAGCUCGAAGCCGCCGGAAUAGCAGGUCGGAGUGAGGACGAUUUGGAACCUGAAAGCCCCAAUCGGAACCCUAAGAUCGAUUCCUGACCUGGAAGGUCUCUCUUCCUCCGGAUCUCCGAAGAUGGGUGUCGGCGCGGCGCUUGAUCUGUUCGGUUGCUGUCGCCGGGUGUGAGGGGCAGCGAAAUGAGUCGGAGGUCGUCCGAUCUCAGGCGACCGUCUCGGAGACGGUGGUUCUCCAGUGCCUGGGUGUGGCUUGUAGCCGGCGGCCUCGGGGUGCUCCUGCUCCUUGUGGUGCUAAGUCGGGAGAAGCUGCCGAGAUCCACGCCGCCGUUGGCCCGCCAGAAACUCUACAACCCUAGUGUAAUUGAAGGUCUAAACGUUACUGAUGAUAUGCUUAGUCCAUACUCCUUUACAAGGCAGAUAGUAGACCAAAUAACUCUUGCAAAGACUUUGGUUGUGGUGUCUAAAGAUAGCAAUAACCUCCAGUUUGCAGCGGAGCUUAGUUCCCAAAUUCAAAAAUGUCAAGCUAUUCUGUCAACUGCUGCAAUGAUGGAAACUUCAUUGAUGAUGAAGGAAAUGGAGGAAGCAAUUCGUGAUAUGGGUCUCCUGCUCUACCAAGCGCAGCAGCUCCAUUAUGACAGUGCAACCAUGAUUAUGAAGAUGAAAGGUCAGUUGUUAUCUCUUGAUGAGAAGAUGAAAUUUGAAACUGAAAAGAGCACCAAAUAUGGACAAAUAGCUGCUGAAGAACUGCCAAAAGGCCUAUAUUGUUUUGGUAUUAGGCUUACUAUGGAAUGGUUCAGGAAUCGAAAUCUUCAAAGAAAACUUUCAGAAGGAAGGCACACAUUUGAGAAGCUUAGGGACAAUAGCCUUUUCCAUUUUUGUAUUUUCUCUGAUAACAUCCUUGCUGCAUCAGCUGUGGUCAACUCUACGUCCAUGAACUCAAAGCAUCCAGAAAUGGUUGUAUUCCACCUGGUUACAGACGAGGUGAAUUAUGCUCCGAUGAAGGCCUGGUUCUCCAUGAACAAUUUCCAAGGUGCAACCAUUGAGAUCCAGAAGGUAGAGGAGUUCAGCUGGCUUAAUGCCUCGUAUGUCCCAGUUUUAAAGCAACUUCAAAACUCUGAAACACAGAGCUACUACUUUUCUGGAAGUGGUGAUAAACGAACACCAAUCAAGUUCAGGAACCCAAAGUACUUAUCAAUGUUAAACCACCUAAGGUUCUAUAUCCCAGAAGUCUAUCCAGCAUUACAAAAAGUGGUGUUCCUUGACGAUGACGUUGUUGUUCAAAAGGAUCUCUCAGAAUUAUUCUCAAUCAAUCUAAAUGGAAACGUGAUGGGUGCUGUUGAGACUUGCUUGGAGACAUUUCACAGGUUCCAUAAAUAUCUGAACUAUUCCCACCCUUUAAUACGAGCUUAUUUUGAUCCUGACGCGUGUGGAUGGGCAUUCGGAAUGAAUGUCCUUGACCUAAGGGAGUGGCGGGAGAAGAAUGUAACUGGAAUUUAUCACUAUUGGCAGGACAAAAAUGCUGACCAUUCCUUAUGGAAGCUUGGUACGUUGCCUCCUGGCUUACUGGCCUUCUAUGGGUUGGUGGAGAAGCUGGACCCCGAAUGGCAUGUGCUAGGGUUGGGAUAUACUCACGUCGAUCCGUUGAUAAUAAAAAAUGGUGCUGUAUUGCACUAUAAUGGAAACAUGAAACCCUGGUUGAAGAUUGGAAUGGAGAAGUACAAGGGUUUUUGGGAGAAGUAUGUUGAUUUCUCACAUCCUAUCUUGCAACAAUGUUUCAUUCAUGGGUAGACAUAUUAUGGGAUGAAUACAAGUGUUAUUCCUGUUAUCUAUGAGAUGGAAGAAAGCCUAGAUCUGCAGCAAUUGUUGAACUCGAGGAAUUGUAGACAGAUAUAAAUUGUUUCGUCGGACAAAUUUUCCACAAUGUCUUUGCAGCAAGUAUAACUCUUUGAUGUUAAGCAAGAUGGAUCUUAUCAUAGGUCAGCUGACCACGAUGCGGUGUGUUUUGUACUAAAACUAGAUGCUUGUUAAGCAAGUCUUUGUAGUAGACACACCAUCGACCUUAAUUUUUACAGAAACAAGAUUAAUUAUUCAUAGUUGA